Molecule: messenger RNA, 2067 nt
Organism: Mauremys mutica (yellowpond turtle)
Lineage: Eukaryota; Metazoa; Chordata; Testudines; Geoemydidae
Gene: RASL10A
Product: RAS like family 10 member A
Exons: 3
Coding region: 262-873 (203 amino acids)
Molecular function (GO): GTP binding; GTPase activity
Source: RefSeq, a predicted model, not a curated record
GCGCCGCCUUUCCGGCUCGGCUGUGCUGAGCCCCUGAGCCCUGAAGGGCCUUGGCCUGCCGGCCACCAGCCACUGCCGCGGGCCCGGGGCAGCCUGGCGGAUCGGCUCCGGGCGCUGGAUGUUCCGCACGUGUCCGCGGCGCGGCCAGCUGGGCUCGGGCACUUGGUGGAACUUUGGCUGCUGCCUGGCAGAGCCCUGAGCAGCCUGCAGGAAAGUGCCCAUGGUCCGGGCCGGAGCUCUCCGAGGUGCUGCAGGUGGAUCAUGGUGGAAACCUUGAAAGUGGCUGUUCUUGGAGCCCCAAAGGUGGGGAAAACCGCCAUCAUCCGCCAGUUCCUGUACAACGACUUCCCGGAGACAUACCGCCCCACGGGGUCCCGGGACACCUACAGACCCUCGGUCAUCUACAACGGGGACAUGUACGACGUGAAGAUCAUGGACGUCCCCUACUUAGCUGCCUUCCCAGCAAACAGCUCUCAGGAGUGGUCGGACCUGAAGUGCCGUGGGCUGAGGAACACCAACGCCUAUGUGCUGGUGUAUGACAUCUGCAACCCCGAGAGCUUUGAGUACGUGAAGAUGAUCCAGCAGCAGAUCCUGGAGAACAGGCCAGGUGGCGCCAAUGAGGCCCCCAUCAUCGUGGUGGGGAACAAGCGGGACCAGCAGAAGCAGCGCUUCACGCCGCGUCGGACGCUCUCGGUGCUGGUGAAGAAGAGCUGGAAGUGUGGCUACAUGGAGUGCUCUGCCAAGUACAACUGGCACAUUGUCCUGCUCUUCAAGGAGCUGCUGAGCAGUGCGCUGGCCCGGGGCUGCAAACACCACCACUCCUGUAUGCGCCUCCAGGGGGCGCUGCACACAACCAGAUGCAGCCUCAUGUGAGACAUGCUGCCAGCCACCUCCAGGGGGCGCUCCCUCUGCUCUGUGGGUAGAGUGGGGGCGGGUUGGGAACUGGUUACCCAUCACCACCUGAAAUGGGCUGUGUGCCGAGGGGACCCUCCCACCACCACCUUGCCUCUCCUGGCCCCAGGGGUUCCACUGUUCUUGAUUGUACCAGUGCAAAAAAGGACUCAUUGUUCUGGGCACCUGUGCCCCAACUUCUCAGGGACUGAGCACAUGACGCAGGCUCUGGAGCAGAUGGGAAUGGGGAUGACCUGAGCGUGGCCAAAGACAUAAGUGUGGGCCUCAUUAUGUAAACGUGAACCCCAGAGCUGGCUUAUGGUGCUGAUGUGGGGCAGAGCAGAGGGGACGCUGAGGUUGCAGAUAUGAUGGGGGACAGAGAGUGGAGGGAGAUGUGAUCUGCCCACCCCCUACCCUAAAGCCUCCACAGCUGAGUGCUGUACCACCCAAAGGAGCUCAGGUCGGGUGCACGAGGGUUUUGUAUGGAGAGAAUCCCUACUGGGCAAAUUCUGCAGGCUCCUAGGCCCACAGGCCUCGGCAAGUGUGUGUUGGGGGAGGUUUUGCUGCUGCCUUGUCUGCAAACAGGGCUCCGUAGCCUCCCAGACAUGUUCCUUAGCUGUGACUCUUUGGCCAGUUGGUUUUACGCCCAUGUUGGGGCAAGGGCAAAAUGUUUUCAACAACACUUUUUUUUUUAACAAAAUAUUACAAAAUGUUGCAGCCUUUUCAACCAAACCAAACAUGAGAAUUUUAGUCAAAAUGUUUUUUUAUUUUAUUUUAUUAAACCAUUUUUAAAAUGUUUUGGUUCAUGUGGGUGGGGGGAAAGAUCCCCGUUGCUGCCACUGCCCCUCAACCUCCAGUUGAACCAAAAAAGGGGUCAGUUCCUUGUUAGCGGGUUGGAAUUGACUUGCCUGGUGGGGAGCAGCUCCGGCUGCUGCGUUGGUGAGACCUGGUUCUGAGCAGCCACAGGGCCUGGCAGUGUCAGUGGUAGCCAGACAGAACCACACAGUUCCCUCCCUCUCCGCCUUGUCCCACCCCAGUGACAGCACCAGCCCUUAGCUGCUUCUCUUCCUGCGGAACCGCCUGCGGGACACAAGGAAUGGUUGAGUGGUUAUAAAGGGAGUGGUUCCAGUUCCUGGGCUCUCAAAUGCUGAAUGCUGCCGGGACUCAGCAGCUGGG